Molecule: messenger RNA, 1218 nt
Organism: Peronospora matthiolae
Lineage: Eukaryota; Oomycota; Peronosporomycetes; Peronosporales; Peronosporaceae
Source: the annotation of a GenBank genome assembly
AUGACGAUGCGUGGAAAUGUGAUUAUUGCGACGACAAUACUGGGUAAAAGAACCAAGGUGCGCUUGACGGAUGUGUACUUCGCAGAAAACCUCGAGAGAAACAUAAUUUCGUAUGGACUAUUGGAGAGUAAAGGUUGUGGAAUAUCGUACCGAGGCGAGUACCGUGUGUUAACCGCAUUGGACGAAGGGCCAGCUAUUUUUGACGUGGGAAUUCACAAUAACGUGUUGGUCGUGCGUGCGCAAAAAUGUGAACUAGAUACGACGGGACGUGACGUGCUGAUGUCAGCACUUGCACAACACGAGGAGGACGUCGGACAAGAUGUGCAGAAAGGAUCGCUAAGGCACUUUCAUAAACGGCUUGCGCAUCUUAAUUACGACACCAUAAUUAGGAUGGCCAAGGAUCCCGCAUCAGGAAUACAGCUAACGGAUGAGCUGCGGGCAAACUGCUUGGCUUGCGCCCAAGGGAAACGGACCAAGAACCCGCAUUCUCGCAAGGACACUGGAAGAAACGCACCGAUCGACGUGAUUGGAGGAGUUAUAUGCUCCGACUUGAAGGGACCGAUGACUCCACGGGACAGGUUGGGCAACCGCUACAUGGUGAAUUUUAUCGAUCAUCGGACUAACUACUGUCGCGUUUUCUUGGCAAAGUCCAAGGAUGUCGCAGCUCAGAAGUUUAAUCACUUCAUGGCUUUUUUUGAGCGACAAAUCAGUUGUCGCAUUCACGUUUUAUCGACGGAAGGUGGAGGAGAAUUCAAGACUUUGGAGCUAUUCUGCAAGGACACUGGCAUUGCGCGCCAGGUGAGCGAGCCACGUAAUCAAGCAAGCAACGGAAAAGCGGAACGAAUGCACCGCACCAUUAUGAACAUGGUGCGGAGCAUGCUAUUUGCUUGUGGAUUACCGUUAAGCUUCUGGGGAGACGCCGCGGAAUAUGCAGUGUAUAUUCUUAACCGGAGCCCGAGCAAAGCGAAUAUGGGAAGACAGUCACCAUUGCAGAUGCUUACGAAGAGCAUCCCAGACUUGAGCGACAUAGUGGCUUUUUGCUCGCCAUGCACGGUCUACAGAGAUGCGAGUAACAAGUCGCUGGGAGAGCGUGGAAAACAAGGCAUCAUCAUCGGCAAGAGCGAUGAAAUGAAGGGCUACAGGGUUUAUUUGCCAAGGGAGAAGACCGUCAUCGUCACACAGCACGUUCGAAACGUGGAGACACUGACCAAGGAGUAG